AAUUCGUUAAAUGAUGUUGUUACAUGUGAAAAUAAAUGAGUCUGAAUAAAAUUGCAGGGUGGAAGCAAUUGUUUCUGUGAUCAGAAAACACAAAUAUAGAUGAAUGUGGCAAUUUGAAUGCUGCAAUUCCUUUCAUUCCCAUGUCAAGUUGCAGCAAGAGAUGCCUAACACUAUUGGAGAAAUGCAAGAACAUGAAGCAACUCAAGCAAGCACAUGCCCAAGUUUUCACCUCAGGCCUUGACAGCAAUAGUUUUGCUCUGAGCAGAGUUUUGGCUUUCUGCUCACACCCUCAUCAAGGAAGCCUCACCUAUGCUUGUAGAGUUUUUCAACGCAUUCAACACCCCACAGUCUGUAUAUGCAACACCAUCAUCAAAGCUUUUCUCAUCAAUGGUAACCUCAACAGCACCCUUCACGUUUUUACCAAUAUGCUGAGGAAUGGUUUGAGCCCUGAUAACUACACCAUCCCUUAUGUGUUGAAGGCUUGUGCCGCGCUUCGAGAUCGUUCUUCGGGGGAAAUGGUUCAUGGGUAUAGCUCAAAAUUGGGUCUUUUGUUUGAUAUCUUUGUGGGUAAUAGUUUGAUUGCUUUGUACUGUGUGUCUGGUGAUAUGGUAGCUGCAAGGAAGGUGUUUGAUGAAAUUCCUAGCCUAAGUGCAGUAUCAUGGAGUCUGAUGAUUUCGGGGUAUGCAAAGGUGGGUGAUGUUGAUUCGGCUAGAUUGUUCUUUGAUGAAACGCCGGAGAAGGAUAAGGGGAUAUGGGGUGCCAUGAUUUCUGGGUAUGUGCAAAAUAAUUGCUUCAAGGAAGGUCUUUAUUUGUUUCGUUUGAUGCAGCUGACUGAUAUAGGGCCUGAUGAAUCUAUAUUUGUGAGCAUUCUUUCUGCUUGUGCUCAUAUGGGGGCUUUGGACACCGGCGUUUGGGUUCAUAGAUAUUUGAAUCGAGCAAGGCUACCGUUGAGCAUUCGUUUGAGUACUAGUUUAUUAGACAUGUAUGCUAAGUGUGGGAAUUUGGACUUGGCUAAGAGAUUAUUCGAUUCGAUGCCGGACAGAGACAUUGUGUGUUGGAAUGCUAUGAUUUCUGGUUUGGCAAUGCAUGGAGAUGGAAUAGGAGCGCUCAAGCUGUUUUCAGAAAUGGAAAAGCUUGGGAUAAAACCUGAUGAUAUAACAUUCAUAGCUGUUUUUACUGCUUGUAGCUAUUCAGGAAUGGCAUCUGAAGGUCUGAAGUUGUUAGAUAAGAUGUUCAGUGUGUACAACAUGGAGCCAAAAAGUGAACACUACGGUUGUCUAGUGGACUUACUAAGCCGAACUGGGUUCUUCGAGGAAGCUAUGGUUAUAAUAAGAAGAAUAACCAAUUCAAACAAUGGCUCUGAAGAAACAUUGGCUUGGAGGGCAUUUCUGAGUGCAUGCUGCAAUCAUGGACAAGCUCAGCUAGCUACACUUGCAGCUGAAAGACUCGUACGGUUAGAUAAUCACAGUGGGCUGUAUGUUUUAAUUUCUAAUUUGUAUGCAGCGUCUGGCAGACAUGCUGACGUAAGAAGGGUGAGGGAUGUCAUGAAAAACAAAAGGGUAGACAAGGCACCAGGUUGCAGCUCGGUUGAGAUUGAUGGGGUUGUCAUGGAGUUCAUUGCUGGUGAGAAAACACAUCCACAAAUGGACGAAAUACACUCAAUUUUGGAGAAAAUGCAUCUGCAAUUAGACUAGAAUCAUUAGAUAAUCCAGGGCUCAAGUAGCUUCCCUUGGCUUGUUUAUUAAUUACAACAUCCAUUCUAGUGUCUGCCAACCAUGCGGUUUCACGUGGAAUGAAUACAUCAUUUGCCAAGAUUUAGUGCCUGCUUGGUUUCCCGCUUGCGUUGCAGGAAACUUAAACUAGAUUGGCACUAUGUUCACCAGAAAUCCAACUAUACACUAACCUUAUUUCCGGUGUUGAAUGGACGUCGGAAUGCAACAAAUCCCUUCUUUCUUAAGGGGAACUCUGAUGGUGAUUCUGCUGAUGCGGACUUCUUUCGUGAAUAAGGGGUGUUCUGAUUGACUUGUUGUGUCUCAUGUGUGUUGCCAAGCCUGAGAUAAUGCUUCACUCUCUAGUUUCUUGUCUUCUCACUCAAGCAGUUUGGUUUGCUAGUCCUUUGGGGUUGUGCAUGGAUGGUUGUCCUGCAGGUUCCUUCGCAGAGUUUCUAGCUGGUUUGCUAGUGGAAAUAGAGGCCGACACUGUCAAGUGUUUCUUUGCUGUGGCUUUCUCGCUAUGAGGGUGUCGAAGUAAGGUGGUCUUUGAGGGGGCUCGGCCAGAGGUUGCAGAUGUCCUGUUGUGUGCUUCACGUAUGUGUGCUGUUCUCAUGUCACUCUUGCUUCCUCUACACGCAUGUGUGGUUGCAGCCUAUGGAAGGUGCUAUCUAAAUUAAUUGAUGCUUCUUUCAGUUCAUCCUCACAAGCGGUACUUGCUUGGAAUCGUGGCUCAAGACCUUUCACCUCAGGUCGCUGAGGCGCUAGCGCUUCAGUGGGCUCUUUCCCUUGCGUGUGAUUAUGUUUCUGGGAUGUUCACAUCAAGACAAGUUUGCUAUAAUUUGUUUGAGCUUUGGCAGAGGAAGAGCGAUGUUGUUUCUAUUUUGGCUAUGUUGUUUGAGAUUGUAUUUCGCCAUUACUUCUUUU
Molecule: messenger RNA, 2636 nt
Organism: Lotus japonicus
Lineage: Eukaryota; Viridiplantae; Streptophyta; Magnoliopsida; Fabales; Fabaceae
Product: pentatricopeptide repeat-containing protein At2g20540-like
Exons: 1
Coding region: 141-1694 (517 amino acids)
Biological process (GO): RNA modification
Molecular function (GO): RNA binding; protein binding
Source: RefSeq, a predicted model, not a curated record